Cooperia oncophora is the source of this 657-nucleotide messenger RNA. Lineage: Eukaryota; Metazoa; Nematoda; Chromadorea; Rhabditida; Trichostrongylidae. The record is from the annotation of a GenBank genome assembly.
AUGGUAAAGCGCGGCAAUGGUCUCUCUCCACAAAAAGAUCUCCGUCGUUCAAGUCGUGAGCGGUCGAUGGUUUAUCGCAGCUUAGCCGAGAAUGAUCUCGCUGAACGCCAUUUACGUGGAAGUUUCAUGAAAAGUAUUAUACGUACAGCAACGGCACAACUCCACAAGGAGCUCAUUCAAGCACAGCCUGCCGCUGGCUAUACGCGCUCAGGACGGAGAAUCGCAGGAAGUAUACACUAUGAGGAAAGUGAUUCAUCAGAUGAGCGUGAGUACGAAAAAAGAAGGCGAAGAAGGUAUGUGAAAGAAGAGUACGUUGAUGAAAACGUGCGAUCACCUAGCCCUAAACGUGGUCCCUUGAGAAGACGUGAUGUCAGAGAAGAUGAAGAAAGUCACGAGAAAGAACAGUGUCCACCAGGAGAUCCGGGCCAGUACGAUAUUGAGAGUGCCAAUAUGUACGACACAAUCAAAAGAGAAAGGAAAACUGUCACUCCUACGCCUCUUCUUACCUCUCCAACUUCUAUUAAUGGGAAUCACCCCAAGAGGGCUAGUGAGACUGCUCGGAGCUUGCGCCAUGCAAAUAGAGAAAGGAUUUCGACUGGUGAUGUCGUGAAGGACGAACCUAAUGGUGAAGUGGAAGGAAGCCAGUCUAGCGAAGAG